GAGGUCAUCCACCGCGGCGCCGCCACCGCGCCCGCGCCAGCGCCGGGCGGCCCCUGGCCGAGCACGCUCAGCCUGGAGCUCUGCACCCCGAGCGGUUGGGAGGCCUGGGAGAGCUUCAGCACCGGGGGCACGGUGAACGACCCGGCCAGCUCGGAGGACUGGCGCAUGCUCCUGAUCCAGGCGAAGCGGCCGCGGCCGCUGCCUCUCAGGCCCCCGCGCCGCAUCAGUCCAGCGCCGGCGCGGGCCGAGCCGGCACCAACGGCAGCGGCGGCCUGGGUUGGCGCGGACGCCCACUAAGCGCGCCGCUGCCUCCAGGAGCUCCGCUGCAGCGCCCACAGCGCCUCAGCGCGCUGCUGAUGCAUCGUUGUGAAUUGUUUAGCGCUGUGAAAUGCCGUGAGCCGCCUGCCUUGGACAAUUACAGAAUUCUUGCCGCAACCUUGCAGCGUGCGGUUGCGGCUAUUCCACGAGAGUUCCUCUAUCAGUCUCUCCCCCCUCUCCCUGUCUCUGUCUCUCUCUCUCUCUCUCUCUUUCCCCCCCCCCCUCUCUGUCUCUCCC
Messenger RNA from Prorocentrum cordatum, 555 nucleotides. The record is from the annotation of a GenBank genome assembly. Lineage: Eukaryota; Dinophyceae; Prorocentrales; Prorocentraceae.